UUGGGGUGAGUCAGCAAGGUAAACACUAACGAGCCAGCUGUAGCCAUGUGUGCUAACGAUGUCAGAAAGUACCAGUGGAACAAGGAACGACCCAGAUGGUGCCAUGUGAGACUGAGGAGGCAGAUCGCAGGGUGCUGGAUUAGUGUUGCAGACAUGGAUGGCCUCUAUUUAGUUGAGUGGAUGACCAGUAUUGAUUUAUUCUAGCGAUAGAAAGAGGAGGAGCCGAGCUACAGUGGGAGGAGAGUAAAUUGUAAGCGAUGUUGCUGUGGGUAUUAGAGGAGGAAGAGAGGGAGCUAUCGUCAUUAAGGCCAAACGAGGGGCAAACGAGGAGGGAACUUCAUCGUCGCAUCAGAGUCAUACCAAGAGAGGGAGGAGAAAAAAUUUCAAGAAAUCUUGGAACUGCUGGGAAGUGCAGUGAAAAAUGCGGUAUUUCGAACAUCGACCUGGGGCUUACCGGAUGUCAUGGGAAAGGGCAUAUGGACUUGGUAUAUAGGGCAAACUUCUACCGUGGACAUUACCUCAGUGGAACAGAGCUAAGAAGUUCCAUACCGAAAAGGUGGGAGAUCAAGACGACCAAAAUCUGGAUCCUGAACAGUAAGAAAGUUAGCGACUAAAGGUUGUCUCCCGUUGUCCAUCAGAGUUGCGCUGCGGAGGUCGACCAUAUAAGUUUCUAGUUGCAUUUCUAUUUCUGUUAUUUUAAUCUCCUUUAAAAAAUAUUCUCAUAGCCCUAUUAUACAUUCUGAUUUAACU
Molecule: messenger RNA, 750 nt
Organism: Carica papaya (papaya)
Lineage: Eukaryota; Viridiplantae; Streptophyta; Magnoliopsida; Brassicales; Caricaceae
Source: RefSeq, a predicted model, not a curated record